AUGCAGCCUUCUCUGUUUCUCGCUACCGCCCUCCUUCUGGCUACUGGGAGCACCUCCGCUGCUUCCAACGGCCGACGAAGAGCUUUGCAGUAUAGGAAUGGCGCCGUAAAACGCUACUCUGAAGAUCCUAAUGAGUCCAUUCAAGCCAGGGCAGUUUCUCUAGCCGCCCGUAAAGCGGCUGCGACGCCAGCACCCAAGAAGCCAUCACCCAAGAAGCCAUCACCCGAGCCAGCACCUAAAAAGCAUGGAAAGGUAUGCAUGUUUUCGACUAUUCACAAAAACCUCAAACAGGGUGGCGUCUUUGUCGGCGUCUGCAUGCAUCCCGUGGAGAAUGUGUGGAGUUUCAUCGCUCAUCACAAUUCAAAAGUAUGGGCAAUGACUGGUCUCGAAGACAUGUACCAGGAUAGACUUCCAGGCGACGCGGGAUUUGUGUACAAAGCGGUCUUCCAUCCUCACAAAGCUGUCAAAUUUGGUCAAACUAUCAAGUUUGAAGCCUAUCAUUUGAAUAAAUCGUUGUAUGAAGCAGCUGCACGGUUAGCCGGACUACAAGGCAAGCUCGAAUGGCAACAUUGCGACUGUCCGGAUAAUCUUCCUGGUCAAUUAGGCUUAGAAUUUGACGCAGUGAGCUGGUAA
Molecule: messenger RNA, 633 nt
Organism: Clonostachys rhizophaga
Lineage: Eukaryota; Fungi; Ascomycota; Sordariomycetes; Hypocreales; Bionectriaceae
Source: the annotation of a GenBank genome assembly